Molecule: messenger RNA, 354 nt
Organism: Penicillium mononematosum
Lineage: Eukaryota; Fungi; Ascomycota; Eurotiomycetes; Eurotiales; Aspergillaceae
Exons: 2
Coding region: 1-354 (117 amino acids)
Source: RefSeq, a predicted model, not a curated record
AUGCCCAACGGCCCGAGUUUGCCCCUCCCGAACCAACAUACCUCCGGCCCCAAAUGGCCUACCAAUUCAAUCCUCUUCCGGGAUCCGUUCCGGCCCCCUCUUCCCCCAUCCGAACAAGUGGUACGAUGGCUCUGGGGCUCGUAUCUCACCCCAAAACGCAACGCCGACAUCGGUUGCAUCGCCCGUGUCUGGGACUGGUGGUCGAGAAAUGCUAGUGCGUAUGGUAUCGGCAUGGAUGGUUGGAGUGGUACUUGGAAUGCCACUCCACGAAACCAGCAUUCUCUCAUGCAAUUCCAGGACGGUAAUCUCAUGUCUGUUGCUCGGCCUUCUAGUCCUGGCGAUGAACAGCCUUAA